UCCUCUAGCGGCAAAGUAAGAUAGUGCUUUUGGGACUCAGAGCUUCGAGCUGGGACUGGUUCCUUCGCAGCCAUUUUCUGUCCAACCACACGGCCGUUUUGAGAAGCUAACCAACCAGGGCAGUAUCGGAGAUGGAGGGAGACGGUUCAACCACAGAUGCCUCUCAGUUGGGCAUGCCAGGGGAGUACAUGGCAGGAAGCCACUACGUCCUUCAGUCACAGGAUGAUGACUGUGAUGAGAGCCUGCAUGACCAUGAGGAAGGCAACGGCAGCAAGGAAAACUUCCGCGAGCAGGACAUCUACCUCCCCAUCGCUAACGUGGCUCGCAUCAUGAAGAACGCUGUUCCACAGACAGGAAAGAUAGCGAAAGAUGCCAAGGAGUGUGUUCAGGAGUGUGUGAGCGAGUUCAUCAGCUUCAUCACGUCGGAGGCCAGUGAGCGCUGUCACCAAGAGAAAAGGAAGACCAUCAACGGAGAGGACAUCCUGUUUGCCAUGUCCACCCUGGGCUUCGACAUGUACGUGGAGCCACUCAAACUCUACCUACAGAAGUUCCGAGAGGCAAUGAAAGGGGAGAAGGGAAUCGGCGGCAUAUCUGUAACAGAGGGACUCAGAGAAGAACUCACAGACGACAGCUUCGCGAACCAGUUGCCUGCUGGAAUAAUAACUGCUGAUGGACAACAACAGAAUGUCAUGGUUUACACCACCUCGUACCAACAGGUAGCCUAGCGGUUAAGAGCGUUGGGCCAGUAACCGAAAGGUUGAAACCCUGAGCCGGAAAGGCAGUUAACCCCCAACAAUAACUGCACCGAUGACGUUGAUGUUAAGGCAACCCCCCUGACCUCUGAUUCAAAGGGGUUGGGUUAAAUGCAGAAUAAACAUUUUGGUUGAAAGCAUUCAGCUGUGCAGAUGACUAGGUAUCCUCCUUUCCCUCUUCCAGAUUCCCGGAGUGCAGCAGAUCCAGUUCUCUUGAGUAGGUUUCCGGAAUUCCCCGUUUGCAAUCGGAAACACGUUUGAAAUGGGGAAGAGAUUACAGCAUUACUGUACACUCAGGUCAAAAGAUAGUGGUGGGAAGACGGAAAGAGAGGGGAGUGUAUGCAGAACUUGCAUAGGUGGAAUCAGAAUCAGUUUUAUGUUCUGGUCACGAUAAAGAACUGAAUAGGAGACAAGUUAUUUGGCUUUUUUUGUUAAUUGAAGAUUUUCAGAGUCACUUUAUUCGGAUAGUCUGUAUUGACCAUCUGCAUAUGCUCUACAUCAGGGAAGGCAUUGAAAUUAUUUCAGUUUUCGAAUAAUAUCUGGAUAGUCUAAAUGUGCUUAAAGAAAAAUAUAUUUUAAAACUUCAAUGGAGACUUACUCGUGCGACUCGAGAGCCUGUUGGGGCGGCAGGGGCUGGUGUGUGUUUGUGGCAGUCUGUGUGGCACGGCGGGAGAGCGAGAGUAGCCAAACAGACUGACGCAGGUAAGAUAACCUAUGGCAGCAACAUGCUUGUCUAUCAUACCAUCUGGUAGUGCCUGUCUUGAAUCCAUAAAAUCAAUGUAAAAAAGCUAGCUAAAGUAGCAAAGCUAAUUCUCGACAACUCCUUUCAGAUUCCACAGCCUACCUGAUGGUUGCUCGUUGUAGCGGACUCUUCAUUUAGCCAACUUAAUUCCGUGAUGUUAAUUCCAUUUUGCAUUGAUUAUAAAUCUCCCACUUCUCUUGCUACAUAGAGCCUCUGACUGUAGCGCCGCUUUGAUUGACCAACAAGCUUCACGUUGGCUACCAGUGUGUCUUUUUUAUGGGGCGCACUAUUAACUGUCAUAAAACUUGUUUAUUAAAAUCCUUGUAGGCUCUGUAACAAUGUUCAUUUUAGACCAAACCUUUAACUUUUGUUGCGCCUAUUUUCUUUAUCAAAAAUGAAUACUCUCAAAUUCUGACGCCCGUUCAGUUAUUGGAAUAACCGUGCCCAUCACUACACUACAAGAGGGAAACAACACACAUGGUUAAGUAACCGCUUGCAAAGGUAAGGGUUAAGAUUAGGGUUAGUAGAUAUUUGAAAUGUUACCGAUAGUCCAUCUGUAGAUGCUCUAGAGACUAUCCAAAUAAAGUGUUACCCUUUUCCCCCCUCCAUGUUGUCUAUCACUACAGUCUUUGUUUUAUGGGGGGGAUGAACAUAAGCUGAAAUGUCUGUCUAGGGAAUUGGUGACCUCUUUGACGACCUUGUAAAGCAAUAAAAACAAAAGUAGUUGAAUGUUGACAUCUGUACUCUAAACUCUGUUGUAAACAAUUGUAAGUGGCAUGCAAUUAUUUAACUAUUUUAUAAUUUCUGUAAAGUUAUUCUGUUGGUCCUUUUAAUAAAAAUGUAAGCGUGA
Messenger RNA from Oncorhynchus keta (chum salmon), 2344 nucleotides. RefSeq names its product nuclear transcription factor Y, beta b (gene nfybb). The record is from RefSeq and is a predicted model, not a curated record. Gene Ontology annotation, biological process: regulation of transcription by RNA polymerase II. Gene Ontology annotation, cellular component: nucleus; CCAAT-binding factor complex. The transcript has 7 exons. Bases 132 to 725 code for a protein of 197 amino acids. Lineage: Eukaryota; Metazoa; Chordata; Actinopteri; Salmoniformes; Salmonidae. Gene Ontology annotation, molecular function: protein heterodimerization activity; RNA polymerase II cis-regulatory region sequence-specific DNA binding; DNA-binding transcription activator activity, RNA polymerase II-specific.